AUGACCGAGACUUUCGAAAAAGCUCUCAAAAAUUCAAAAGAUACGGCUCCUGUUAGUCUCCAAAACGACGUUGAUUUGGCAGAUAUCGAAAAUCUAUCGAGCGAUGAGGGCGAGGUGUUACCGUCGAAAGCUUCGAAUGAAAAGGCUGAUGAAGAAAGAGCUGAUGUGAGGUCUGAGAGCAAUUCUUCGCUUGCAAAGCCCGACGAAGACGCAGGUGUUUCGAAAGACCCUGUCGCAGAUACGCUUUCCGACAAGGAUCCCAGUAGCGAUGAGAGUAGUGAAAGCGAAUCAGACGAUGACGAGUCUGUGUCUUUGGGUGGUGACGCUGCUGAUAUUGGUGCUAGCGCCGACGAAGACGAAGAUGCGACACAAGAACCUAUUCGAUCCAAAAACGAAAGCGCUGAAGAACCACUGCCUUCUCUUCCUGAUGGAUUUGAGGUCGGGCCUGAGACACCAAUUCACGAAAUGGGGGUUUUGAGUAAAGCUUUCGAUUUUAAUCUCAUCAUCCAGGCUACAACCUCUGCUGAACAGCGGGUUCUAAAAGAAGGCUCAGUUCUUUGUUUAGAGGAUAGAACCUUGUUGGGGCCGCUGUGCGAAGUUUUUGGGCCACUUCAAUCUCCGUUCUACAGAGUGUCGUUCCCCAAAGAUCAGAAAGAAGCAUUUGAUAGACUAAAAGCAUUGACAGGGCAAAAAGUCUUUUUCGUGAGGCCCGAAGCGCACUGGCUCGAUACCUUCGAUUUGAAGCGUACAAAGGGUACUGAUGCCUCGAAUGGCUUCGAUGAAGAGCUUCCAGAGGACGAACAAGAAUUCUCCGACGAUGAAAAGGAAGCAGAGUUCAGAAAAAGAAGAAAAUUAGCGAAGAAGAACGGUGACGGUGAGAAACUAGAGACGAUGGCCAUUAGUAAGAAGCCUCAAAAGUUAGCUGUUGCUCGAAGUGCAAAGAAUUUGCCUGGUUCUGCCGGAAUAGCUUAUAGAUCCCGCAAUGCAAGACAAAGCGAGAAAAAAGACAAUCAUCAAACUACAGGCGGUUACUCUGCUUCUCAACCACAGGUACCUCUACAGUCUGUCGCGCAGGCGCCGCCAGCGCAACUGGGUUAUGGUUAUAUGCCAACAUACGCUAACCCGUACCCGCAAAAUUCGUAUCCCACGCCCCAGGCGAAUGUCAUCUAUCCGCAACAGGCUCAAUUCUCAGGAUAUCCAGGUGCGAGUGGGGCACCGUAUUCACCUCAAUAUGCUGCAAAUUAUGCCAAUCAAGCACAAUUAUAUAAUGCGAACUAUGGCCAGCAGCAUUCCCAAUAUCCACCUUACGGGCAUUUCGCAUUCAACCCUUCAACAUACAAUCCAGUUUCUCAGCAGCCGCUCUACCAAAACCAAAACGCCGCACAAGUUGCAGAGCUUCAGCGCAUUCUAAUGCAGCAACAACAACAACAACAACAGCAAUAUCCACAGCAGCAUCCACAACAGCGUCAGCAGCAGCAUCCACAGCAGCAUCAACAGCAUCAGCCUCAGUAA
Molecule: messenger RNA, 1512 nt
Organism: Lachancea mirantina
Lineage: Eukaryota; Fungi; Ascomycota; Saccharomycetes; Saccharomycetales; Saccharomycetaceae
Source: the annotation of a GenBank genome assembly